Messenger RNA from Daldinia loculata, 1179 nucleotides. Its product is annotated as SH3-domain-containing protein. The coding region runs from base 137 to 961 and encodes 274 amino acids. The transcript has 2 exons. The record is from RefSeq and is a predicted model, not a curated record. Gene Ontology annotation, biological process: protein transport to vacuole involved in ubiquitin-dependent protein catabolic process via the multivesicular body sorting pathway. Gene Ontology annotation, cellular component: ESCRT-0 complex. NCBI's taxonomy places the organism in Eukaryota, Fungi, Ascomycota, Sordariomycetes, Xylariales, Hypoxylaceae. Gene Ontology annotation, molecular function: protein binding.
CGUCAUUCCACCAACAAUCUGCUGCCAGUCUCCCGAGUAGCCGCAUUUAAAAGUAACAAUACAUUUUCUACUUUCGCUACCUACACAAGGUAGUAUCGUGAACUGUACAAUUAGAGAGCCGACUUAGCUUGACAAGAUGGUUACCCUCGAUCGACAGGAGAUUAUCGCGACUAACAAAUCGCUCCGUCUCAUCAAGAAUGAGCUUGAGCAUCUUCUUGAGAAGGGAGUUCUGACGGACGAUGUGUUCGACUCAAUUCAUAGAGCGCUUCCCGCAGAGACCUCACUUUCUGGUGCGCCUACACCAUCAACGCGAGGGGCCUCUGUCGCCUCGCCGCCGCCAGGUCCCCCACCGCAACAACAUAUACCACCUGUUCAUUCCAUGGCCAACUUAGCAAUCAAUCAGAACCCGACUUCCACUCCCGCACCUCCAGCAUAUAGCUCAACCGGUCCGCCCUCACUCCCUUCGCGCACAGGGCCUCCCCCUCCACCCCCAUCGAAGCCGAUCAUCGCCCACGCGAAGGCACUCUACAAAUACCAGGCUGCAGACGACCGAGAUCUGUCAUUCGAGCGCGAAGAUAAGAUUGCUGUAUACGAGUAUAUGAAUGACGACUGGUGGAUGGGACGCAACAAGCGGACGAACGCCGAGGGUAUCUUCCCUAAGAAUUACGUCGAGAUAGACCAUAGUGAGAAGUCAGGUUUCUACGCCCCGGCCCAACCGGUAUACGCUACAGCUACGCCAGGAGGUAACGGUGGUUAUCCGCCGCCGCCGCAGGCACAGAACCCGUAUAAUGCACAAGUUCCCCCUAUGGCGGUGGCGCAAGGAGGUGGUAGUCCCAGCACACCUGCCGAACCGAGCAAAAUAGAGCAGAAUGGAAAGAAGUUUGGCAAGAAGCUAGGAAAUGCUGCUAUCUUCGGCGCUGGUGCUACGAUUGGCAGUAAUCUUGUAAACAGCAUUUUCUAGGUUUGGCUCGUGACGAUCCUCUGGUUUAUAUGUUGUUAUUAUUGUUGAUGUUGCUACUCGUAACAAAUUAUAGUAAGAUUGCAAUUUGUACUAGCAGUCUAUGCCCGGGUUAAUGGUAUGCGGGUUGAUUCUACAGGGUUUCGGUUUGGUGGUUUUGGGAUGAUACGAUUUACAUUUAUCACCUACGUAGAUAUAGGUAAUUACAUAUUCAUGACCUA